AUGAAGGCUACCCAGGAUAGGCAAAAGAGCUAUGUUGAUCGUCGAAGAAGGGCCCUCGAGUUUGAAGUUGGCGACUGGGUCUAUCUUAAAGUAUCGCCCAUGAAAGGAGUCUUUCGGUUUGGAAAGAAAGGGAAGUUAAGUCUAAGAUACGUGGGACCAUAUGAGAUUCUAGAGAAAGUAGGAGCAGUCGUUUACAGGCUGGAUCUUCCCACUGAAUUGCAAGGAAGGAACCAUAAUGUUUUCCAUGUAUCUUCUCUCAAGAAGAGUUUCGAAAAGCAAAUUCCAAUCGUUGUAGACACGAGGGAUAUUUCACUUCAGCCCAACCUAACCUACGAGGAAGUCCCAAUUCAGAUCACUGAUUGGAAGGAUAAGGAACUACGAAAUCGUAAAAUCCCCUUGGUUAUGGUUUUGUGGCGAAAUCAUGAUGUUGAAGAGGCCACAUGGGAAAAAGAAGCUGACAUGAGAACCAAAUACCCUUAUUUGUUUGGCAUGUGA
Juglans microcarpa x Juglans regia is the source of this 495-nucleotide messenger RNA. RefSeq lists its product as uncharacterized. The transcript has a single exon. The coding region runs from base 1 to 495 and encodes 164 amino acids. Lineage: Eukaryota; Viridiplantae; Streptophyta; Magnoliopsida; Fagales; Juglandaceae. The record is from RefSeq and is a predicted model, not a curated record.